Molecule: messenger RNA, 1745 nt
Organism: Striga asiatica
Lineage: Eukaryota; Viridiplantae; Streptophyta; Magnoliopsida; Lamiales; Orobanchaceae
Source: the annotation of a GenBank genome assembly
UCAAGUUUUAUUCAUUUGAAGGACUCUUCAUGGCACAUUUAUAUCCUUUCAAGCAAAGUCAAAUCUAAAGAAAAUUUUGAACCAAUGCUUAUGUAUUAAUAGCCCUGUUUUGCAUUUCACUUGAUUCCUCCAAAAAAUCGACUAAUAUACCUACCGAAAAAACAUCCUUAAAGAUAUGGACAAGCUGACAUUUAUCGUCCUUUUCAUCAUAUCCUUGCUUUUAGCCCCCAUCGAAAGUUUGGACAGAGAUUUCCCGGAUGGGCUCGAUUUUUUAGCCGAGCACGUUGAUUUGGACGUGCAGGAUCAUUUAUGGGAUGACGAUUUUGAAUCUGAGCCCUUAGAUUAUUCAAGCUAUGUUGGUAAGAUUCUUGUAAAUGUGGAUUCAUUUGGUGCUGUUGGGGAUGGUUUGACUGAUGACACUCAGGCCUUUGUGAAUGCAUGGGGAGUGGCUUGCUCUGCAUCAAACUCUGUUCUGUUGGUUCCCGAAAAUCGUAUUUAUUUAGUGAGCGCGAUAAGGUUUAAAGGGCCUUGUGCCGGCAAGUUAACGAUCCAGAUAGAUGGGAAGAUUGUGGCUCCUGAUGACCCGAAAGCUUGGGAUCCCAAAAAUCCGAGAACUUGGCUCGGUUUUUACAAUCUCAGCAAAGCCAGUUUUGAAGGGCUUGGUGUUAUUGAUGGCUCAGGCAGCAAAUGGUGGGCAAAUUCAUGCAAGAGAAACAAAAGCAAUGCCUUAACCAUAGAAUCGAGCUCGGCCGUAAAAGUGAAAGGCCUCACGAUCCAAAACGGACAACAGAUGAACUUUAUCAUAUCCAAAUCCGAUUCUGUUCGUGUCUCGGAUGUUCUAGUCUCGGCUCCUGGAGACAGUCCCAACACAGAUGGAAUUCACAUAAGCGCAUCAACAAAUGUCAUUCUCCGAAACUGCAAAAUCGGAACAGGGGACGAUUGUGUGUCAAUUGUUUCCGGCAGCUCGGGUAUCAAGAUGAAGAACAUAUACUGUGGGCCCGGCCAUGGAAUCAGCAUAGGUAGCCUCGGAAAGGAUAACUCGACCGGUAUAGUUGAGAAUGUCGUACUCGAAACAGCUUUCAUUCAGAAUGCGACAAACGGGCUUCGGAUCAAAACUUGGCAGGGAGGUAACGGUCACGUGACGAACGUAAAGUAUCAAAAUGUGGUCAUGGAGGAGGUCUCGAAUCCCAUCAUCAUCGACCAAUUCUACUGCGACUCGCCAAAAUCUUGUAAAAAUCAGACUUCGGCUCUGGAAAUAAGCAACAUCGUGUACCGUGACAUAACCGGGACAUCAACGACAAAACGGGCCAUAACAUUUUCUUGCAGUGAUACAGUCCCGUGCACUGGCAUACUACUCAAAGACAUCGACUUGCAGGGGACAAAUGGCUCGGUCGAGACCUAUUGCCACUCGGUUUAUGGGUACGAACGAGGGCUCGUUCAGCCCUCGGCUGAUUGCCUUUUGCCACCCAACGGUAAAGAUACGGUUAGCUUACAGAGAGAUGAAGCUAAUGAUGGUGGUGAUGAGGGAAGUCAUAUCAUCCAUACAGAGCUGUGAAGAAGCCUGCGAAAAGCAUUAUAGUUAGCAGAUGUGAGAAUGUAAAAUAUGUUUGUAACAAUUAUGUUUUGAGAUGCAUACACAAAUGUAGUAAAAUGAUAUAACAUACAUAUAUGAAUUGUGAUGCAUUUUAUAUUUACUGAUACAUGAUAAAUUUUGCUUUAUGUCAUACUAUUUUAUUCAAUAAUUU